Messenger RNA from Macrosteles quadrilineatus (aster leafhopper), 722 nucleotides. Its product is annotated as N-alpha-acetyltransferase 38-B, NatC auxiliary subunit-like. The record is from RefSeq and is a predicted model, not a curated record. NCBI's taxonomy places the organism in Eukaryota, Metazoa, Arthropoda, Insecta, Hemiptera, Cicadellidae. The coding region runs from base 231 to 599 and encodes 122 amino acids. Gene Ontology annotation, cellular component: NatC complex. The transcript has 3 exons. Gene Ontology annotation, molecular function: RNA binding.
UCAAGUCAGCUGUGCUGUAGGAGUGUCUAUUUGUCUAAUCGAUUUCUAACCUUACCUCUUCAAAGUGCAAAGUCCAAUAAUUAUUUUAGUUUAGUUUUAGAUUAAGUAUUUAUUUAAGAUUAUGAAGCUCAUAAAAAAUCAAAAAUAAUCAUAACUUACAAUAACAACUUUCAGUGCUUUCAAAUUUGUAGAGGUUAAAGUUAGGCCUGUAUAUUAAGGGUUUGGUAAUUAUGCGUACUAAUAACUCAGAUGGAAAUAUAAAUGAAAAUUGUCAAUUGGCUUCUUACAAAUCCAAGCAUGAGAACGAUGAUACCCCUGUAAAAAAUCCUGAUGAGAUUGCUGAAGGUAAACAGAAACUGCAAAGCUGGAUCAACAAACAUAUGAAGAUUGAAAUGACCGAUGGUAGAAUUCUUAUUGGGAUGUUUUUGUGCACAGACAGAGAUGGAAAUGUAAUUUUGGGAUCUUGCAGCGAGUACCUUAACCCUGAAGUAUGUGGAUUCUCUGAUGAACCAAGACUUCUUGGACUUGUGAUGGUUCCUGGUCGUCACAUUGUAAACAUUCAUUUUGAUAGUCAGCCAUCAGAAAAAGACAUCACAUAAACCUCGAUCAGAAAACAUAAUCCAGCUUGGCGGUUUUUUAUCAUUUAAAUUGUUGAAUCAUUGUGUAAAUCAUUUGUGGAGUCAUAUUACAAAUCAGUACAUUAAAAACACGUUUAUUUCUUU